CACGGUCCGGGUGUGCGCCGUGCAAAGCCUUCCGGCAGGGAGAGACGUCGGUGCAGACGCGGGCCGAGGCGGCGGGAGCGGCGGGAUGGCCCUGCCGGGCGGAAAUAAGGAUAACAUCAGAGCAGGAUGCAAAAAGUGUGGUUACCCUGGUCAUUUGACAUUUGAAUGUCGAAACUUCCUCCGAGUAGAUCCUCAAAGAGAUAUUGUUUUAGAUGUUAGCAGCACUAGCAGUGAAGACAGUGAGGAAGAAGAACUACAGAGAUUGCAGGCCAUGCGUGAAAAAAAGAAUUUAAAUGAAGAGGAAGAAAAAAAGAAACAAAAAAGAAAAAACAAAGAGAAGACAAAAAGACUAAGGAAAAGAUCUUCCGCAUCAAGUUCAGUUGAAGAGGAGGGGCCAAAGUCAAAAAAACAAAAAUCACAUAAAAAAGAAAGGGAAAAGGGGAAAAAGCAUAAAUCUAAGAAAGAAAAGCAUCAUAAAAAGGAGAAAAAGAAGAGACGAAAGGAGAAAACUUCAUCUUCUGACAGUUCAGACAGUUCAAGUAGUGACUAAGAUGCUGGUCUAUUUUUGUGUUCACUUCUGCAGAGAAGAAUUUUGACCAUCAGAGAAUUUCAACAAAGAAUAAAGUUGAGCUUUAAGAAACACAUUGUAUAUGGUACUAGUUGUCCAGGAGAAGAUUUAGGCUGGAAAUUGGCAGAAACUUUCUUUACAUCAAAGAACUGCAGUCUUAAAAGAGCAAGAAAUAAAACUUCUGAAAGAAAGAGCUUAGUACAUGUAAUGGCUCAAAGAUAUGCUUGCAUGAGACAGCAACAGGUUACAAAUAAAAACAUGCUCUCUUGGACACCAGAAUUCGCAUUACACUGGUACUUAAGUACAUUUAAAAAGAAGGGAGAAAAUAUAAAUAUCACACCAAGAAAAUUUACAGAUGAUACAAAAUAAGGUGAAGACUCAAAGUGCUACUGAGGAGAAGACUGAUAGCUUAAAGCCAGACAAGUUCAGACAGGAAAAUGGAAAAUAUCUAAGACUGGCAAUAUGAGGCUAGAUCUGAACAGCAGAUUAUGCAUAUGCUAGGAACAGCUGUGGAACAAUUUAAAGUCAGUGUUAGAACUCUUGCCACACUAUGAUCCACAGAAGAUAUCUCCUGCUCACUUGCAUUUAGCCAAGCUCAGUUUUUUUGAAGCAGAAAAGGAAGGUUCUGCUGGUAAAGGGUAGGUUUUGCUGCCUGUCAGUCAGUGCCUUCAAGAUUCUAGAACUACUUCCCAAAAUAAUGCUACAAAUCUCCUCACUGAAGUAACUCGGGACUAAGUGAGCAGAAAUACAUCUUUCAUUAGCUUCUGUUGCUUCUUGUUCAUGAAGCUGGACAAUGGAUAGGAUACCUCUUACAUAAUAAGGAAUCUCACCUUUACACUGACAAAAGACCAAUCGGUAUUUAAUGCAUCAUUGUACAGUUAUUUCUGGGAUGGAAAUGGGAUAGAAGUUGGGUCUUAUGUUUUUUCUGUUUUCCAAUGGAGAUUUUCUAGGUUUUGAUUAGAAGAAAAGAGUGCUAGAACAGAAAAUCCUUAUAGAAAAUCCUGGGGCUUUGGAACAGAAAUACUCAAAUGGCAGAUGACUACUCUUUGCCACAUCAACCAGCAUUUCCAUCAAAUGUCACAAUUCCUCUUCCAGCAGGAACCAAAAUUUUGUAAAAAUCUUCGGUAGAGAUGACUUCUGCAGGUUUUUUAAUAGAAGGUGUUAAAAUAUUUCAUCUGCAGGAAAUCAGCAGGGAAUUGCCUUCCUCAGCAAUUACCAAAAAACUAUCAGUUGGUAGCAACAGAAAUAUCCCUUAAUUCUCCAAUACUUUUGUCUUUUGGAAGUUGUAUGAAGGUUAAGUCACAAUAACAGAAAUGCUUAAAUUGUAAUACAGAAAUGAAAGAUGGGAAACCAGCAAUAAGGAUUAUAGUAUCAGGUAUUAACAACUACGGUUUGGGUGAGGUCUUUUGUGCUGUGGCUAGAUAUCACCAUCCAUUUGCACUGAAAGAAGAGAAUUCAUCUGUUUUUUGGUAUUUUUUUGUGCAAACACUGAUGGAAAAAUACUACUGCAGACUUAACAUUAGAUUUUGCUCUUGAUAAAUGACAUGAUCUUGGAAAUCUGUUAUAUUUGACAUUUCUUCACUGGGAAAGUAGUACAGCACUAGGGCAGGUUGUUCAGGAAAGCUGAAGAGUUUCUAUCUUCAGAGGUUUUCAGGACUCAAAAACAGUCACUUGGAUUGAGAGGGCAUAUUAAAUGGUGAGGUGCUACAAACACCUAGCUGCAACCUUUAGGUAGUCCCUCUUUCCAUCUCUAUAAGGCAGAAGCAUUCAUGUUUCACAGGAAUACUGGAAAAAUAUUGAGUGAUGCCAAUACGAAUAAUCCUGUUCAGAUGGGAACCUUUAGGACUAAGAGAGUAAAAUUAUGUUGCUCUUUUUUGUUUUGUUUUUAAUUUAGCUAUACUGAGAUAUUCAUUUGGGUGGUAUUCUGUUUGUAAUGAAAUCAUACAUCAACAGCAUACUCUGGCGUCCAGUACUUACUGCAAUAUUAGUAGACAGUUAAACUGUCUCUCCUAGUCAGUUAAUCAAAUACUUAGUAAAAUUCAAUGUGCUGCUUCACAGUCUGUCAUGACCAGGAAAGACUGAUGUUAUACUUUUGCUUGGGACUGGUCAAAGAACUCAAAUCUUUUGCAGCCACGUUUCCCAAGUAAGCUCAGUAUGGGUUAAGAGGCUAUCUUCUGGAGGCUUUUUUUUUUAAAUAUCUUGAUCAACCUUGACUGGGUAAUCAGCUGAGCACCGCUUAGAGGGGAUGUCACUCUGGCCAUUGCUUUGCAAAUUAUAUCUAAUUUAGAAGUGACUAGGAGUCCCAAAUCGAACAUAAACCAUUUGGUCCAUUCUCAGAUGUCUAGACUAGAUCCAAAAUAAAAUUUAGUGGGUCUUAGGCAAAUUGAGGUGUCACAGACCAAAACUUUUAAUUCUGAAAAUUCAAGACCUUCACCCUUUUACAUUCAUGAUACUUGUUCGUGUGUAAAGAAGCUGGUGCCUUAUUGCAAGUUUAAUUUUUCUUGUUUGAAUAUUGAUGCAUUAGACCUGGGGUCUAAAAAAGCAUGAUGUGGGUGCUUAUAUUAGGUGUACUUGGAAGGGUUUUGGUAGCAGGGGGGUUACAGGGAUGGAUUCUGUGAGAAGAUGCCAGAAGUUACCCCUGUGUUGGACAACACCAGUUCCAGCUGGCUCCAAGAUGGACGCUCCACUGGCCAAGGCCAAGAGCAUCAGUGAUGGUGGUAGGACCUCUGGGAUAAUAUAUUUAAGAAAGAGUGAAGCCUGCUGUACAAUGGCAUCAAGGAGAGAGGACUGAGAAUAUGUAAGAGUAACAAAUUGCAGACAGCAAGGUCAGUGAAGAAGGAGGGGGAGAAGGUGUCCCAUGGUGAGGCAGCUGCCCCCUAUGGUCCAUGGAGGUCCACAGUGGAGUAGAGGUCCACCUGCAGAUCAUGGAGGAUCCUGUGUUAGAGCAGGUGGAUGUGCCCAAAGGAUGCUGUGAUCCUGUGAAAAGAUGGUGCUGGAGCAGGCUCCUGGUAGAACUUUUGGCCCCAUGGAGAGAGGAGCCCAAGCUGGAGCAGUUCAUGAAGAACUGCAGGCUGUGGGAAAGACUCGUGUAAGAGAAUUUCAUGGAGGACUGUGUCCCACGGGAAGAUCCCACGUUGGAGCAGGGAAGGAGUGUGAGGAGGAAGGGAUGGCACAGACAACGAAUGCCUGAUGAACUGACCACAACCUCCAUUCUCCAUCCCCCUGUGCAGCUUGGGGGAAAAAGCUAGAGAAACCAGGAGUGAAGUUGAGCCUGGGGAAAAGGGAGGGGUGAGGGAAAGGUGGAUUUAGAUCUGUUCUUAUUUCUUCUUAUCCUACUCCACUGUUAAUUGGCAAUAACUUAAUUUUCCUGAGUCAACUUGGUUUUGCCCAUGAUGAUAACCAAAUUGUUGAGCGAUCUCAGUGUCCUCAACCCACGAGCCUUUCAUCAUCCUUUUCUCCCCCUGUCCAGUUAAGGAGGGGGAGCGAUAUAUCAACUUUGGUGGGCAUCUGGUGGGCAGCCAAGGUCAACCCACCACAGUGCUCUCAAAAAUAUUCCAUUAAGCUUGUUGUGUUUUCUGUUAUAUUUCUCAUAUCUUUAUAUUUUUGUCUAGUUUACUGUAUUCCCACUGAUUUUCUGUCUUGAUGUCUGUGGAGUCUCUAUACCUGCUUCAAAGACAAUAAAUUUUGGGCUAUGUAGUAAACAUCUCUUAUAGUAGUCCAUUGCCACAGUCUAAACAGCUCUUCAAACUUGUCAAAGUCCUUUAAUUUAUACUCAUCUGCUUACCUUAUAUUGAAAAAUGAAUGGCUCUAUAUUGUAUCUCAUCCAAAAUAAGCCUGCUAUGGGAUGAACAGUUAACAGGGACAAUCUUGUACGUAUUGUAUAAGUUAAGAUGCAGAUUUUGCAUGCUAAUUUUUCAUAUUGGGUUAGCAUGCAGCCUGCAAUAUGUAUUUGCUCUCUACUUCUGUAUGCUUGUAUUUUGCUUCUACUCUGAAAAAUUUAGACUUUACACUGAAUAUAUAUAUUUGACUUCUCAGACUGUUAUUUUUUAUGACAUGAAAUAUCUGAAAACCUGGAGCUGCACAGGGUUUUAGUAAAAAAAGACUUAGUGGAACUUGUCAUAUUUGGUAGGUACGGGAAUUUUUGCUUCUUGUUUCCUACCCUGCAAAAGAAUUAUGGUGCCUUUAACCUAUAACAUUUUCAACUAAACUGUUCAAACCUUUAGAAGGCAAUUAUUGCUUUCCUCUGUAUUCUCCCUAACUUGCUUGUUUCCAUGCGUUCAGGAGGUCACCAAUGUGAAGUUGUCUU
Molecule: messenger RNA, 4874 nt
Organism: Manacus vitellinus (golden-collared manakin)
Lineage: Eukaryota; Metazoa; Chordata; Aves; Passeriformes; Pipridae
Gene: SREK1IP1
Product: SREK1 interacting protein 1
Exons: 6
Coding region: 86-550 (154 amino acids)
Molecular function (GO): nucleic acid binding; zinc ion binding
Source: RefSeq, a predicted model, not a curated record